Molecule: messenger RNA, 4332 nt
Organism: Myripristis murdjan (pinecone soldierfish)
Lineage: Eukaryota; Metazoa; Chordata; Actinopteri; Holocentriformes; Holocentridae
Gene: skic2
Product: SKI2 subunit of superkiller complex
Biological process (GO): nuclear-transcribed mRNA catabolic process, 3'-5' exonucleolytic nonsense-mediated decay
Cellular component (GO): Ski complex
Molecular function (GO): RNA helicase activity; RNA binding; ATP binding
Source: RefSeq, a predicted model, not a curated record
AGUUAUUAUGUGAACGCAGAGUGCGUAAAACUUGCCUUCUUCUUGAGUUUAGCAUAUUUCUUCUGCAGGGACUCCUCUUCCUCCGUCAGUGAACUUGGAAACACCACCAUGAUGGCAAACCCUACUCAAAUGAAUAACAGCGAGCAGACUACCCACUUCCGCUUGUGAAAGUUGGCAACUUCCGGGGCGACGCUCGUUAGCAACUUUGCUUUCAUUUGCGAGUGGGUAACAUGGAAAGAAUAGAUCUGCCCCCCGUGGGCCCCACAGACCUGCCUCUGUCCCUGCUGGAGAUGGGCUGCUCUGGCAGGUUUGAGUUGAUCACACACCCCCUGCCCCACCACCAGCCUCUACCUCCACAGAGCACGCUCCCCCAUGGACUCCCUCCCACCAGCCUGAACCUGGAGGCAGAAGUGGAGAAGCAGUUUCUGCGUGACCCUGCCUGGCUCCCCAUACACGACACAGACGCUGCCUUCCAGAAGUUUCUCAAGGUGACUAACAGGGACGUUCGCGUGGACUCCCUGCUCAACUGCACUCCGUCUUCGCUUCACUCGGGGCUGUCGGUCAUCCGAGAUCCAACCACAGGGAUGCUGCUGGACUUUACAGAGGUGUUACUGGAGGAUACAGGCCUGUCAGCAAAGAAUUCUCUGUCUUUGCAACGCCAACCUGGGCCUCCUUCAGAGAGCCUACGAGGAAGUAACACCAACUACCCCUUCCUGCCUGGAGGAAUGGAGGAACUCACUCUUGACCAAAUCAAGAAGAAAUCUGACCUGGAGGAGGACAUAGACUUUGAAAAUGAUCUGCUCCGAGUCCCCCCCGGACUUAAAGCUGGGAUGGACUUCAGUGACAAAGGUGCCAAAGCAACAAAAGCAGAGGUCAACCUCAUGUCCCUCCUGUCCACAUUCGACGACAUCAUUGACUUGCAGCUCGAGGCAGAAGAGAAAGAAAAAGGCAGUGAAAGCACAGAGGCUCCGAAAUUAGCCAGAACCAACAGUUUAGAAGACCUGGGCAUCAAGGAUGCUGUGUCAUCAUCCUCCACAUCAGAGAAGGGAAAGGAUGUGAAAUCCAAACCACAAGAAGACCCCGAGGAGAACAAGAAAUGGGCCAUCCCUGUAAACAUCACCUCGCCCUGCGAAGACUUCCAUAAACGCAUCCCCAACCCAGCUUUCAAGUGGCCGUUUGAGCUGGACGUCUUCCAGAAACAGGCUGUGCUGCGGCUGGAGGCUCACGACUCCGUGUUUGUAGCAGCACACACGUCAGCUGGCAAAACAGUGGUGGCAGAAUAUGCCAUCGCUCUGUCGCAGAAACACAUGACCAGGACCAUCUACACCUCCCCUAUCAAAGCCCUGUCCAAUCAGAAGUUCAGAGACUUCAAGAACACGUUCGGGGAUGUGGGACUCUUGACCGGCGAUGUCCAGCUCAGUCCUGAAGCUUCAUGUCUCAUCAUGACCACUGAAAUUCUCAGGUCUAUGCUUUACAAUGGCUCAGAGGUCAUCAGAGACUUGGAGUGGGUGAUCUUCGACGAGGUUCAUUACAUCAAUGACGCCGAGAGAGGAGUUGUGUGGGAGGAGGUUCUGAUUAUGCUUCCUGAACACGUCAGUAUCAUUCUGCUCAGCGCCACGGUGCCAAAUGCUCUGGAGUUCAGCGAGUGGAUCGGGCGUAUUAAGAAGAGGCAUAUUUACGUGAUCAGCACAAUGAAGAGGCCCGUGCCUCUGGAGCACUACCUGUACACCGGAAACAGCACCAAGACACAGAAAGAGAUGUUCCUGCUGCUGGACGCUACGGGCAACUUCCUCACAAAAGGGUAUUAUAAUGCUGUUGAUGCCAAGAAGGAGAGAACCAGCAAACAUGCCCAAUCAUUUGGCACCAAGAACACUUCUCAGAACACUUCAGCCAGCCAGGACCGACCGGUGUGGCUCUCCCUCCUGCACUUCCUGUCCGAGCGGCAGCAGACGCCCGUGGUGGCGUUCACCUUCUCGCGGACGCGCUGCGACGAGAACGCCCGCUCGCUGGCCUCCAUGGACCUGACCACGUCUGUGGAGAAGGCGGAGAUUCACUCGUUCUUCCAGAAGAGCCUGAGUCGCCUCAGAGGAGGGGACCGACAGCUGCCUCAGAUCCUGCUGAUGAGGGACCUGCUGAAGAGAGGCAUAGCUGUCCAUCACAGUGGGAUCCUGCCAAUACUGAAGGAGGUCAUCGAGAUGCUCUUCUCACGCGGGCUCGUAAAAGUGCUGUUUGCCACUGAAACAUUUGCAAUGGGAGUGAACAUGCCUGCUAGAACCGUGGUGUUCGACAGCAUCAGGAAACACGACGGGACAGGCUUCAGAAACCUGCUGCCUGGUGAAUACAUCCAGAUGGCAGGUAGAGCGGGCAGGAGAGGCCUGGACGCCACAGGCACAGUCAUCAUUCUCUGUAAGACUGGCGUUCACGACAUGGGAGACCUGCAUGUCAUGAUGUUGGGUAAGCCUACCGUCCUGCAGUCACAGUUCAGACUGACAUACACCAUGAUCCUCAAUCUGCUGCGGGUGGAGGCUCUCCGUGUCACCGACAUGAUGAGGAGGAGCUUCUCUGAAAGCCACAGAGACACUCAGGCCCAUGAGAAGAGGAUCAGGCAGCUGAAGGAGAAGGUGUCGUCUCUGCCUCCUCUGGACACCGAGGGCCAGCUGUCCGACCUGGUGCCUUACUACCACACUGUGACCGAGCUACGCAUCACCACUGAGGCUCUGCAGCGCGCUACUCUGGAGUCUGUCAACGGGCUGAAGGCUCUGUCUGUCGGAAGAGUCGUAGUAGUCAACAACAAACAGCACCUCAAUGCCCUGGGAGUUAUCCUGCAGGUGUCCAGUGACUCUGUGAAUCGCACGUUCACAGCUCUCAUCAUCUGUGAGAAGGGCAAUGAGGAAGGGGAAGGAAACGGCCCCAACGCUGGCGCUCUGCCUCACCUCUACAACACAGCCCUCUUCAUACCCGAAGGUCCGUGCAGCCACACAGUGCAGAAGCUGAAGUUGCAGGACAUCUCUGCCAUCACAGUGAAAACCCUCAAGGUGAUUCCUGAUAGGAUCAUCGACAACUACAACAAGAGGCAGCAGCCACGCUUCAGGCAUGACCCUCCAGGCCAAGCCAUCUCCACGGCGACCCAGGAGCUGCUGCGAUUGGCUGAGGCCAACCCAGGCGGCGUGGCGACCCUCGACCCGGUGAACGACCUCCAGCUGAAGAGCGUCGAUGUGGUCGAAGGCUCCAUGAGGCUCCGUCUGCUGCAGGACAGCCUCCGAGACUUCAACUGCAUCCACUCGCCCACUUUCUCAGAGCAGUAUGCGCGGGUUCAGGAGAGGAUGGGUGUACAGGAAGAGCUGGACAAGCUGCUGUUCCUGGUGUCUGACCAGUCUCUGACUCUUCUGCCUGAAUACCACCAGAGGAUCAAGGUCCUGCAGGCCCUCAAGUAUGUGGACAGCAGCAACGCGGUGCAGUUGAAGGGCCGCGUGGCGUGUCAGAUCAGCAGCCACGAGCUGCUGCUGACCGAGCUGCUGUUCGAGAACGCCCUGAGCCCGCUGGCGCCCGAGGAGAGCGCCGCCCUGCUGUCCUGCCUCGUCUUCACGCAGAACACCCAGGUGGAGCCGCACAUCACCAACACCCUGCAGGAGGGCAUUGAUCGGGUGCUGUCGGUGGCCCAGCGCAUCGGCGAGCUUCAGAGGGAGUGUGGGAUAGCACAGAGUGCAGAGGACUUUGUGGGCCAGUUCAAAUUUGGCCUGACAGAGGUGGUGUACUGCUGGGCCAGAGGCAUGCCAUUUGCAGAGAUCGCCCAGCUGACUGACGUCCAGGAAGGGACAGUCGUGCGCUGCAUCCAGCGUCUGGACGAGGUGCUGAAGGAGGUGCGCCAGGCCGCCCGCAUCGUCGGAGACUCCGUCCUGGGGAGCAAGAUGGAGAAGGCCUCCCUCGCCAUCCGCAGAGACAUCGUCUUCACCGCCUCGCUCUACACCCACUGAGGGACAGAGGGGGGUCGGGGUGGGGGUUGGGGGGCACGAGGAGGAUACAGAGGACGGGGAAGGCAGUGCUGGUGAAUGUGACUGAGCAUGCCAAGGUGCCUGCAGCCAAGUGUGUCUUUGUGUGAAAGGUGAGAGAGAGCGCGAGAGAGAGGGAGAGAAUGUGUGUGUCUGAGUGUGUACAGAGAGCAAGACUGAAUUACAUGCAGCAGGAGAGACAAAAUGUGUUAGCAUGUGUGUGCGAACAAGUGUGUGCCUACUAAACGUGCUGUUUACAUUAAGUGGGUCCUAUGAAAUUCCUGAAACUGAAAAGGGAAAAAAAAAAAAAAAAAAAAAAAACACAACAGACCAAAGUAGAGAC